UGCAGAACAGGAAACCCGUGCAUGGCGGGGACCUGGGAGCCGCUCUCUUUCUGGAACUGACUGGAAGGGAGAAGCGAGGGAUUGGAAGGUCAGGGUGUGGAGUCCCACUAACCUCUCCCUUUCUGCCUCAGUGGGGGGCCGUGUGGACUUUGACGACUUCGUGGAGCUGAUGACCCCCAAGUUGCUUGCAGAAACGGCUGGGAUGAUUGGUGUCCAGGAGAUGCGAGACGCCUUCAAGGAGUUCGACACCAAUGGAGACGGGGAGAUCACACUGGCGGAGCUGCAGCAGGCCAUGCAGAGGCUUCUGGGAGAGAGGCUCACCCCCCGGGAGAUCUCCGAGGUUGUCCACGAGGCUGAUGUCAAUGGAGAUGGCACCGUUGACUUUGAAGAGUUUGUGAAGAUGAUGUCUCGCUGAGGAUGUCCUGAGGACCCAG
Marmota flaviventris (yellow-bellied marmot) is the source of this 434-nucleotide messenger RNA. The record is from RefSeq and is a predicted model, not a curated record. Lineage: Eukaryota; Metazoa; Chordata; Mammalia; Rodentia; Sciuridae.